GACUGUUUUUACGAAAAGAUGCGGGCACUAAGAUCAGCCAGCUGGUUACCACGUUAUCAUCGAGCUAAGGUACUCCAAAGGUCAUCCCGUCAGUCUGAGCUGUUGGAAAAUUCUUCUCCUAGCAGGACGUUGUCACCUCCAGAAGUGAAAAAGAUUGUGUUACAGCGACCUCUAUUCAUACGCUUCAACAAUGAAGAAAAUCGGACAUAUUAUUCUCAGAGUGAAUUUGUCGUGGACUGUCUACAGUGGCAUAACACUUUUCGAAAACGUCAUGAAGUCCCUCCCCUAGAAUUUUCAUAUCAGAUGUGUAACCUAGCACAAUUCUGGGCUAAUCAUCUCGCGCAUGCCAACACCUUCUACUACCGAAACUACAGAGACAUCGGUGAAAAUUUAUUCUGCAGGUGUUCCUUCGUCCCUGAGUUUGACGUUACAGGAGAACAGGUUGUGAAAUAUUGGUACAGAGAGAGAAAACUUUACGAUUUUGAUAAACAGCCUUCUUUACUUCAUGCUAAAGCAGGCCACUUCACACAAAUGGUGUGGCGCAGUAGUAAAGAGUUCGGUGUGGGCAAGGCCAGAUCUCGCUUUGGAAAGAUUAUUGUGGUGGCAAACUAUAAGCCGGCAGGAAAUGUCACUGGAGAGUUCCAAGACAACGUGUUCUCUCCAACUAAAGAUGACCACCUGGGAAAUUUAGAUAAUGGUUGAUCUACGUGUGUUACUGUUUGUUGAAAUCUGAAAAAAAAAAGAAAAAAGUUUAUCCAACGUCAUUAGCCAUUUAAAAAAAAACUGGUGAUUUCGGAAUUGUAAAGAAUGGUUUAUCAUAAAGUAUGAGAAAAUGGUA
Molecule: messenger RNA, 838 nt
Organism: Limulus polyphemus (Atlantic horseshoe crab)
Lineage: Eukaryota; Metazoa; Arthropoda; Merostomata; Xiphosura; Limulidae
Product: Golgi-associated plant pathogenesis-related protein 1-like
Exons: 5
Coding region: 19-702 (227 amino acids)
Cellular component (GO): extracellular region
Source: RefSeq, a predicted model, not a curated record